Messenger RNA from Lottia gigantea (owl limpet), 405 nucleotides. RefSeq lists its product as hypothetical. Lineage: Eukaryota; Metazoa; Mollusca; Gastropoda; Lottiidae. The transcript has a single exon. Gene Ontology annotation, molecular function: protein binding. The coding region runs from base 1 to 405 and encodes 134 amino acids. The record is from RefSeq and is a predicted model, not a curated record.
AUGGCAAUCGUUCAUCAUAUACACUGUAUUUUUAUUUUGCACACUAAAUUUUUUCAGGGCAACUCAAAUCUGUAUCAGGCAGAUAAUGGCUUCUCCUGUCAAUUAUGUAAAAAGGGGGAGUAUCUGCAGAAGGCUUGUGAAAUAAACCAAGGUCCAUCAACAUGCAAGUUCUGUCCAAGAAAUACAUUCAUGGACAAGGAUAAUAAUUACACAUAUUGUAUUGAUUGCAGACCUUGUCACGGAGGUCAGGAACUCAUUACUGAAUGUACUAGAGUUAGCAAUGAUAUCUGUCAAUGUCCAGUAGGUAAAUAUUGGGUCCAGGCUCUUGGACAUGAUGGACAGUGUUACAACCAUUCAGUGUGUAAAGAUGGAGAAGUUGUUGUAGCUGAAGGCAAGUAUCUUUGA